AUGGCCUCUCUAACCUCUGUGAUAACAGCAGCCACUAUUUACCAGAAGCAGCAAGUCCCCGAUGGUAAGAAGCAGCCAACCACUGUGCAAUCCAGUUCAUCGUACACGCAGCUACGUACGACCCAGUCCUCCUUCUCGUGUACCAUAGUUUGUCGGCUAGAAUUGUUCUCGAUGAUGGUGAGAGGGGGAGCAAGCAUGGAGACAGAUGAGAGGCUUACGACGAAGCCUCAACGGAACUCGACCAGGCUAGGUGGCCUCGACAUGACAGCCCCAAUGGCUAGCAUGGGUUAG
Molecule: messenger RNA, 291 nt
Organism: Linum trigynum
Lineage: Eukaryota; Viridiplantae; Streptophyta; Magnoliopsida; Malpighiales; Linaceae
Source: the annotation of a GenBank genome assembly